UGGGCUCCCGUAGCCUGGGUCCUUCCUCCUCUGAAGAGGCACAGCUAGGGCCAGACCCUCUUCUCUGGUUUCCCAUUGGAGAGAAUUCCAGAACCUGAGAGCACAAUCCUGAGAGUGAUCUCACUCAGGCCCAGGAUUCUGGAACUUGGGCUGCCUGAUGGACCCUACAUGAAAGAUGUAGUAGGGAAAAGGAGCGACAGCUGGCUGAAGGGGCCCCCCACAACCCUCCCCGACACCCUCGGAGAACAGCCUCCCUCGGCUGGUCCCAGGGUGCCAUGGAGAUGGAGAACAAGGCGGCCUCCACACGUUUCCACCAACCUCACAUGGAGAGGAAGAUGAGUGCGAUGACCUGUGAGAUCUUCAACGAGCUUAGGCUAGAGGGCAAGCUCUGCGACGUGGUCAUCAAGGUCAAUGGCUUUGAGUUCAAUGCCCACAAGAACAUCCUCUGUAGCUGCAGUUCCUACUUUAGAGCUUUGUUUACAAGUGGCUGGAACAACACUGAAAAGAAGGUAUACAACAUUCCUGGCAUCUCCCCCGACAUGAUGAAACUAAUUAUUGAAUACGCGUAUACCAGGACCGUCCCUAUCACACCUGACAACGUGGAGAAGCUGCUGGCUGCUGCGGACCAAUUUAACAUCAUGGGUAUCGUGAGGGGUUGCUGUGAGUUCCUCAAGUCAGAGCUGUGCCUGGAUAACUGUAUCGGCAUCUGCAAGUUCACAGACUACUACUACUGCCCGGAACUCAGGCAGAAGGCCUACAUGUUCAUACUGCACAACUUCGAGGAGAUGGUGAAAGUCUCGGCCGAGUUUUUGGAGCUCUCAGUCACUGAACUGAAGGAUAUCAUUGAGAAAGAUGAGCUAAACGUCAAGCAAGAAGACGCUGUGUUUGAGGCCAUUUUAAAAUGGAUCGCUCAUGACUCCCAAAAUAGGAAGCAGCAUAUUUCAGUUUUGCUCCCCAAGGUUCGCCUGGCCCUAAUGCAUGCUGAGUACUUCAUGAACAAUGUUAAGAUGAAUGACUAUGUCAAAGACAGUGAGGAAUGCAAGCCAGUCAUCAUUAAUGCCCUAAAGGCCAUGUAUGACCUAAACAUGAAUGGACCCUCUAAUUCUGACUUCACCAACCCACUCACCAGGCCCCGCCUACCCUAUGCCAUCCUAUUUGCAAUUGGUGGCUGGAGUGGUGGGAGCCCCACCAAUGCCAUUGAGGCAUAUGAUGCUCGGGCAGACAGAUGGGUGAAUGUCACUUGUGAAGAAGAAAGUCCCCGUGCCUACCACGGGGCAGCCUAUUUGAAAGGCUACGUUUAUAUCAUUGGGGGGUUCGAUAGUGUAGACUAUUUCAAUAGUGUUAAACGUUUUGACCCAGUCAAGAAAACUUGGCACCAGGUAGCCCCGAUGCACUCCAGACGUUGCUAUGUCAGCGUGACAGUCCUCAGCAAUUUCAUCUAUGCCAUGGGAGGAUUUGAUGGCUACGUGCGUCUCAACACUGCUGAACGCUACGAGCCAGAGACCAAUCAGUGGACACUCAUUGCCCCCAUGCAUGAACAGAGGAGUGACGCGAGUGCCACAACACUCUACGGAAAGGUCUACAUAUGUGGUGGGUUCAAUGGAAAUGAAUGCCUGUUUACAGCAGAAGUGUACAACACUGAGAGUAAUCAGUGGACAGUCAUAGCCCCCAUGAGAAGCAGGAGAAGUGGAAUAGGCGUAAUUGCUUAUGGAGAACACGUGUAUGCGGUAGGCGGCUUUGAUGGAGCUAAUCGACUUAGGAGUGCAGAAGCCUACAGCCCAGUGGCUAACACUUGGCGCACGAUCCCCACUAUGUUUAAUCCUCGUAGCAAUUUCGGCAUCGAGGUGGUAGACGACCUCUUGUUUGUGGUGGGUGGCUUUAAUGGCUUUACCACCACCUUUAAUGUUGAGUGCUAUGAUGAAAAGACCGACGAGUGGUAUGAUGCCCAUGACAUGAGUAUAUAUCGCAGUGCUCUGAGCUGCUGUGUGGUACCAGGGCUGGCCAAUGUUGGGGAAUAUGCAGCUAGAAGGGACAACUUCACAGGAUUAGCACUGCGAGAUGAAGUAAAGUACUCCGCUUCAACAAGUACCUUACCUGUAUGAGCCUCUUCAUUUAGCUAAUAAAAAGUCUAAGCAAUAAGAAUUAAUUCUUUUUUAAAAUAAAUGCAGUGUUUAAACUUGUAAGAGUACUGGAAAAUGUUCACCAUAAGGGAGCCAAGGGUUGGACGAAUGAGGGAGUAAAAGGGUUCAAGGAAGAAAGCAAUUAUAUUCAACAGUACAUACUUAAAAGGAAAAACUACACAAUGCAAACCAGCUCUAAUGAAAUACGUUUAUUUAAAGCUUAUAUUGAGACCAUUAGUAGCUUUAACACAGGACAAGAUAGCUUCAGGAACAUAAAACAAGCUAUUAUACAAGGUAAUGUCUCAAAGUGUCUUACGUUCCACAUCUCCUCUGACGUAAGGAGACAGUCAAAAUUACACGUUCAGUUGAGUAGGGGCUUGGAUACUACUGGUCCCCAAAACUCACUGUACAUCGCUUGAACUAAGUACUGAUGUUACAAAUAACUCAAUGAGCCCUAAGUACAGGGAUCCUAAGAUCUUCAAACAUCUAGCAAGCACUACUUUUCAUGAGUGCAUAAGGCAGGAGGAUUAAGUUAAUAAGUGCUCUAUUGUAUGUGCUUCAUUGUUGCAGAAAUGGUCAUAUAGAGCAAGACAAAAGCCCCACAAAGGUAAGCAAUAAAUAGCAGUUAUUUGGCUAUCUAAAUUCUUUGAAGCAAAAUGACUACUAUAUUAUGUUGUUAUUGUAUUACAUCACUCAACUAUGAGCUCUUUUGUUUCCAAUGACCAGAACAUUAACAAAAACAAAAAUGGACUACUCUCAAGAGAUUAACAAACUGGAGUGAUGAACUGUGCCAAAAUGUUUGACAGUUAAAAAGGAGACUGAAUUGUUUCUCAAAUAUUCUACAGUUAAAGAGCAACCUAUAGGCACCCUAGUUUUCUAGUGUAGGCAGAUGAACAUGCUUCACAAUUCUCUAUGUUUUCAAAAGACAUGAAAUGUGACCAAUACACCCUUUUUAUUUAAGCUUAAUUUGAGGAAAGUACACAAAAAAAAUCCCUUUGGUUAUGCCUGAUUAGGCCAAGUAACUAAAAUACACAAUUUAGCUUACCUGUCUACCAAUAUAUAGUAUUCAUAUUAGAAUUAUGAAGCAGAGAAUAUUUUAAUACACCACAUGCUACACUAGUCAAGAAACAUGAAGAAAAAACAUGUGCACUAGAAACUGCGUUAUCAUCAGCCUGAAGAAUUUAAAAUACAGAAGCACACAAAUCUUCCAUAAACACUGUCUUUCCAGUUCCAAGAGUCUGUUCUAUAUUUAAAAAGUUAGUAUUUAAAAUUUUUUGGUCCCAGAAAUACUACACAAAACCAGCUGAUCAAAACAAAACUGAUGUCAAUGAAUGUUUAGAUUUUUUUAGCACAAUAUUUUUUAAUUGGCACAGCAAAAGCCAAGAUACCAAGAUACACAAGACUAAUCAUGCAAAUAACUGCAAGUGAGACACUUAAACACUAAGCUCAUGACUGACAUUCUUAAUAUAUACCACUGAUUUUUUUUUUUUUUUAAACCAUGGCGGGGUAGGUAUAGUUAAGAUAUCCAUUCUGAGAUAGAAGUAGAUUCACUCAAAGUUAUGUAUAGUUGUUACUUUUUGUAUAAUCAAUUCCUCUUUUACUUCCACAAAUACCAAAAGCAACAAAACAAGAUUUGCUUAAAUACACAUUAAUUGCCUUUUUUAAAGCUGUAUUUUUAUGUUUAAAUUACCAAACACAAUCUUUAAGUUUUCAUCAAAAAGGACAUUUCCCCCCCCAAAAAGGCAUUUUAGGUUCUUCAUACUCGGAACCUUUCCAAAAACGCUGGGAAGUUAUUUCCAGUUUGGAAUUUCAGAAUGUCAGCCUGGAACAGAUUUAAGCAAAUCUGGUUUCUUUCCUGAUUAACAAGUUAGUUAGGCUAUUUCAGAAACACAAGUUAUUGAUGUGAAAUCACACAUGUGAAUUCAAAUACGAAAAUUAGCAAUUCAGUAGUCAGGAAAACCUGCACACAUCAUCAUGCAAGGAAGGACUUACCCCUUCUUUCCACCCGUGGCCUAGGCUGCCUGCUAAGUUAAAAAACAACAAUUUCAAUCAAGUUUUCAAAACCAGAUUAUACCUAGAUCUUUGAGUUAUAAGGUCUGCCAUAUCAUGUGAAAAAGAGACAACCUUCCAAAUAAAUUGGUCUCUCAGAAAAGUCUGAGACAAAAACCCCACACAACCCGCUGGCCCCCAAUCCUGCAUCACACCCUUCUAGAGAGAAGCUGGCAUCCUGGUGAGCUACUGCUUUACACAGCCAGGAAAAGGAAGGCUAGCACAGCCUAUCAGAGAAGUGAGAACUUCGUGCAUUGAGCUUUUCUGCCUUACUUGCAUAGAUCUCUCACAACUAAGUAUCAGCAUUUCUCAGAAUCCAAUGGCUUUUAUUAAACUAACCACAAAUACAUAGAAAUUGAGAAAAUGGUUGGGGUGGGAUAAUAUAUCCUCAUAGAGAAAUAUGACUUGCAGUUCCGAUCCCCACCCCCGUCUAAAUGAAAUGGUUUUAAAGCAGAUUUCCAACAUGUUUAUUGAAAAACCAUCCUAGGUAGUGAUAUCAAUUUAGAAAUUUCAAGAAAAUUCUUAGUAGAGAGUCCAAGGGCUAAACAUGAGUAGUCUUGCAGCUGAAAGCUAAAAUUUCUGGUUGUACUUUUUUUAGUGUUUGAUACAACUAAUAAGGAGGUUAACUAUAAUGCAGUAGAGAAAAAAAAAUCAAUGCACUUAGAAUUCUACUUCUAGGACAGUGUUUGGGAAUGCCUACGAUAGUAGAAAACAAGAAUAUACUGGACCCACAUUGCAAACAGUAAGAGUAGGAGUUACUGAGUGCUAAAAUAGUCAAACCAAGUGCUAAAUUGUAUAAAGCUUUUGAAUGUGUUAAGAGAAUCAGAAGAAUGAAUAAAAAUAAAUUAAAAAUAACUACAGUGAUAAAUUUUGAAGAGCCAGAAUUAUGCCCUUAAAUUUGGUAUUCCAGGCUCAGGCAAAGUUCCAAUUAAAGUUCAUGGCAACUGGGGAGCAUUUGAGGUCCUGCUCCCAGCAUAUGUGGUCAGUUUGGCUCAAAUAAAGUCUUCUU
Myotis brandtii (Brandt's bat) is the source of this 5178-nucleotide messenger RNA. It is a transcript of the gene KLHL10, whose product is annotated as kelch-like family member 10. Gene Ontology annotation, molecular function: protein binding. NCBI's taxonomy places the organism in Eukaryota, Metazoa, Chordata, Mammalia, Chiroptera, Vespertilionidae. The record is from RefSeq and is a predicted model, not a curated record. The transcript is spliced from 5 exons. Bases 276 to 2102 code for a protein of 608 amino acids.